CGUCAUCACCGAUAGCUACUUCACCCCUACCAAUUCUAUCGAUAUCCCACUCACCAAGCAACUCGGCUCCCCGAGAAUCUGCUUCACAAAUUACUCAACCGAAGAGGAGACCGAAACUUGAUCAGACACCUCCUGAGUCUGGCGGUAGCGAGCGUUUGGGUCGUUCUAUUGAGCACCUAAACACGGACGAAGAAGGCUCAUAUACAGCCCAAAGGAGGCAAUUCAAUAUGACAUUCUCUCCUACCAAGCAAGGGUAUCAUAGCGACCAGCCUAUUUCCCCCAUUGCCGCAAGGACUCAACUUCCCGAGUCGAGUGAAGAAUACAUUGACUCGCCUAUCCAACCCUCCGACCUCUCGCAACUCGUGUUUCAUCUCAACAAGGUCAAUGAAUGGGUUAAAAAUCACCAGAUUGACGGCCUCUCAAUGGAUGAUCUCCUUCCUUCCACUUCGAGUACCUCUCAAAGCACCCCACGCAAGAACCCUCACUUCCCUGCACUCUCAAGUUCUUCGCACACACCUCAGCGCCACCACCAGCGUUUCUCUUCUAUGGGGGAAACCUCAUCUGCUCGAUCAAACCGGUCAAUGUCUAGUAGCAUGGGCCCACCACCAACUCCUCUAAAGCUGUUUGGAUCUCCAUCAAAGCAGUCGACAUACUCUUCUCCAAGUAAACCAUCUUCCGUCAAGACCUUCCAAGGUUCUACUUCCAUGAGAACCCAGCUUUUACUGCAACAUACUGCUUAUCUUUCCACUGAUGAUGAGGUGUCGUCCACACAGGAUGAGGACGAGGACUCUAAUGUUUUUCUCACAAAUUCGCGGGACCCAUCCCCAAUAAAACUUCGAGAGGACAUCGAUCAAUGGAGGACAGGCUAUCAGAGACCAUCCCUGUUGGGGACGAUAUCUUCAGAACCAACCUGA
Messenger RNA from Acaulospora colombiana, 914 nucleotides. The record is from the annotation of a GenBank genome assembly. NCBI's taxonomy places the organism in Eukaryota, Fungi, Glomeromycota, Glomeromycetes, Diversisporales, Acaulosporaceae.